Molecule: messenger RNA, 3213 nt
Organism: Eimeria necatrix
Lineage: Eukaryota; Apicomplexa; Conoidasida; Eucoccidiorida; Eimeriidae
Product: zinc carboxypeptidase, putative
Exons: 14
Coding region: 1-3213 (1070 amino acids)
Source: RefSeq, a predicted model, not a curated record
AUGGCUGCGCGCUCCCCCCUCUUGCUGCUGCUGCAGCAGGUGCUGCUGCUGCUGCUGCUGCUGCAGCAGCAGCAGGGUUUCGCGGAAGCUGCUGUGACCUAUCCGCAGCAGCGGAUUCCAUUAGAAGCGAAAGACACCGCAGCAGCAGCAGCUGCAGCAGCAGCAGCAGAUGCAGCAGCAGCAGCAGCGUCGGCGGGCGCCGCCUCUGCCUCCGCAGGCAGCGGGGAAGCCGCAGCAGCAGCAGCAGCAGAAGCAGCAGCAGCAGCAGCAGCAGCAGCAGCAGCAGCAGCAGUGGCGAGACUGAUAAAUGGGCAGCACGAAAUACCCCUCACAUACAGCAGCAUACUCUCUUUGCUGCCGCUGCUGCAGCAGCAAUUUCCUCAUCUUAUAGAAGUUAAAGACGCGGUGGAAAGCUUCGGCCUUCAAGACGAAGUUGUCGAGCUUGUGGGCGCUGCCUUUGAGCGGUACUUAUUUAUUGGGGGCAUAACUUGGCACGGAGGCAUGCGGGCCAUUGCCAGGCCUUGGGGCUCUUUUGACCAUUCAGAGCCAGUCGGGCGGGGUUCUUUCCGAAGCCGGCUGGCCCCCGACGACGCGGCCUUAGCGGCAAUUGGGAAGCUUCUGCAGGCAAGCCAGAGUUUAGGCGAGAGGCGGCUUGGUGCUGCUGCUGCUGCUGCUGCUGCUGCUGCUGCUGCUGCUGCUGAGGCAAAGAAGAACUAUGAUUAUGGAGCUGUGAGGUGCGCCAUGUACUUGGUGGAAACUCAUGAUGAUAAACAUCCAAGAAGGGAAGAAUACGGCUCGCUGCCCGUCUCGCUCACUGCUGCCCCCGCUACCUCCGACGGACUCAUCAGCCGCAACAUUCGAAUUGCUUUUAAACUUGCGGAAAAGAUGCAGCCGGAGUUGCUGCUGCUGGCUGCGCCGGCCACUUACCAGGCCCCAGGCGAGGUGCAUAGCCAACUUGGCCGUGUGGCCUGGUUUGGAGAGCUGGAGGCCAGCAGUGGGAUGCUUUCGGGGUGUACAGACACCGGAAACUGUGGGGUGUAUUUGGAGUGUACAGACACCGGAGCAGUGUGGGGUGUAUUUGGGGUGUACAGACAGCUGAAAACAGCUGGCGUCGUGUGGGGCGUAUGUGGGGUGUACGGACAGCUGAAAGUGUGGGGUGUAUUUGGGGUGUACAGACACCGGAAAGUGGGGUUUUUUGGGGUGUACAGACAGCUGAAAGUGUGGGGUGUAUUUGGGGUGUACAGACAGCUGAAAGUGUGGGGUGUAUUUGGGGUGUACAGACAGCUGAAAUCUGGGGACCUGUGCAUUCUAAUGCUGGGAGAGUUCGACAAGGAAUGGACGGAGCCAGUGCAGCAGGCAGACCCUCCGCUGCCGCCGCAGUCGUGGCUGGCGAGAAGCAGAAAAGAAGAGUUGGAAGUUUUUGCUUCCAAAGGUGCUGCUGUUCUCAAGGGCGGCAAGAACUGGAUCUUUCCAGUAGUUUCUCCUUCCUUUCCUGGCAAUUUAAGUCCAGUUGGAAUUCCGCUGCAGAUCAGAGACGACUCGGUCGAGGCUUUUGCUGCUGUGUCGCUGCCGCUUCCCCUUGCUGCUGCUCCGACCCCAGCAGCAGCAGCAGCAGCAGCAGCAGCAGCAGCAGCAGCAGCAGCAGCGACGCAGCACUUGGCGCUGUCGUUUACGGCGUCGGGCUUCCUCAACGACGACCCUGUGUUCUUCAACCCUUACACGCGGCUGCUGCUGCCCCACAAGCAGCAGCAGCUGCUGCAGCAGGAGCAGCAGUGGCAGCAGCAGCCCGGCUACUCUAUAGACUGGCAGCAGCCGCUGCCGGGGGCGACGAAGCCAGCAGCAGAUGUGCUGCUGUCUGUACACCCCAGCCUUUCGCAGCUGCCUGACGGCUACCUCGUGCUGCAGCUGGAGAGGCACGACCCUCAAUACGCCAGCAGCAGCAGCAACAGCAGCAGCAGCAGCAGCAGCAGCAGCAGCAGCAGCAGCAGCAGCGGCGGCGUGGUGCACGUCGCAACGAUUGCAACGGGGGGCCUUAUUAGCGAGGAGGAGGAGGAGGAGCGGCAGCAGCAGUGGCUGCAGGAGCAGCGGCAGUGGCUGCAGCAGCAGCGGCGGCGGCAGCAGCAGCAGCAGCAGCAGCAGCAGCAGCAGCAGCAGCGGGCUCUGAGUCGCGUGCUGCUGCAGCAAGAUAAUGAGGUGCGCAUUCGCUUGUUCGUGUCUGCUUCUAGACUGUUGGGCCAGAAGCUGGUUGCUUCUUGGGUUCCUGCUGCUGCAGCAUCAGCAGCAGCAGCAGCAACGGGCCAGGAAGCAGCAGCAGCAGCAGCAGCAGCAGCAGCAACAGCAGCAGCAGCAGUGACCGUGAGCGCAGUUUUGGCAGGAAGCCAACACGUGCCGCAGCUGUACGUACAGAUGAAUGAAGACUACAAUGCUUUUGUGUCUGACGUUUUGCAAAGCCAGCAGCAGCCAACAUCUGCUGCUGCUGCUGCUGCUGCUGCAGCAGCAGCAGCAGCAGGCGGCGCAGCUGAUGCUGUUGCACUUGCUGCUCACCGUUCUCUCUUCUUUCCCUACACCCGCAGCUUCCAGUGUCUCUUCGAGUUCGCUGAGGGCUGCUGCCCGACUUUGCUGCUGCACCGCCAAGAAAAGGGUUGGGGUGUACAUGCAGCUCUGACCAUUCAAACGUGUGCAUGCGGCCCAGGGACGGUGAUUUCUGCUUCGCUGCUUCCGCCCGAGAGGAGCAGCAGCAGCAGCAGCAGCAGCAGCAGCAGCAGCAGCAGCAUCGGCGAGGAUGAAGAGCUUCUGGGGGCGCGCAUCCUCACAGCAGCAGAAACAGCUGCUGCAGUAGCAGCAGCAACAGCAGCAGCAGCAGCAGCAGGGGGAACCAGCCCAGUGUUUGCAGUGUAUGCAGAGUCUCCCGAGCAGCGCGUGCGCGUGCUGCAGCAGCUGCAGCAGCAGCACGAGCAGCAGCAGCAGCAGCAGCAGGAGCUCACCCCCCGCCAAAUUGCUGCAGCUGUGCGAAGGGCCACAGGCAUUAAAGGCAGCAGCAGCAGCAACUUUGGGAUCGCCUUGGGAUCGGCCGAUCCCCAGGGACCCCACACUUCUGUCUGGGGUGCUGGUGCUGCUGCUGCUGCCUUAAAGCCAGCUGCUGGCGCUGCUGCCGAGGAGCCACCUGCUGCUGCUGCUGCUGCUGCAGAAGAUGCUGCUCGCGAAGCCGCGUGA